Blumeria graminis f. sp. triticale is the source of this 1092-nucleotide messenger RNA. Lineage: Eukaryota; Fungi; Ascomycota; Leotiomycetes; Helotiales; Erysiphaceae. The record is from the annotation of a GenBank genome assembly.
AUGCCCGUUCAAUUUGUCCCUCUCCAAAACGACCUCAUUCUUCGGACAGCUUGGGGCGAGAAGGUUGAGAGACCACCGAUCUGGGUUAUGCGGCAGGCUGGCCGAUACUUACCAGAAUACCAUGAAGCCAAGGGCACACGCGACUUUUUCGAAUGCUGUCGCUCCCCAGAGAUUGCAUCAACUCUAACACUGCAGCCUAUUGAACGGUUUGCAGGUUUGAUUGACGCGGCCAUAAUAUUCUCGGACAUUCUAGUGAUCCCUCAAGCUAUGGGGAUGCUAGUUGAGAUGCUUCCUGCUAAGGGACCGCAUUUUCCGAAGCCGCUACAGUCUCCUGAUGACCUACAGUACUCUGAAGUUUUGAAUAAGAAGGUCAAUGUGUCAUCUGAAUUACAAUAUGUAUAUGAGGCUAUAACUAUGACCCGACACAAGCUUAUGGGGAGAGUUCCACUGAUCGGAUUCUGUGGUUCUCCUUGGACCCUUUUCUGCUACAUGGUUGAGGGGGGAGGGAGUAAAAUGUUCAUUGAAACUAAAACUUGGAUCUAUAAACAUCCAGAAGCCACCGAAAAAUUGCUACAAAAAAUUGCAGAAGUCUGUGUGGAACACUUGGCUCUACAAGUCCAAGCAGGAGCCCAACUUGUACAAGUCUUCGAUUCAUGGGCAGCCGAACUUUCACCUGCCUCAUUUAGAAGAUUCUCACAACCUUUUCUCGAAUUCAUAUCUAAGAUGCUUCCACUCAAGAUUAAGACCUUAGGUUUGGACCCUGUACCAAUGAUAGUAUUCGCUAAAGGUGCCUGGCAUUCUCUUGAUUCCCUAUGCAAUAUUGGGUACCAAGUAGUUGGACUGGAUUGGUUGCAAGACCCUUCAGAAGCUAUUAAGUUAAGAGGGUCAAGACCUAUCGUUUUCCAAGGAAAUGCAGACCCUGGUGUCUUAUACGGAUCCCAUGAAUCGAUCACAAAAGUUGUGGAGGACAUGGUGAAGGGUUUUGGUGGAGGAAAGCAGGGUUGGAUAGUUAACCUUGGGCACGGAAUCACUCCUCGCGUCAACCCGGAAGACUUACGUUUUUUUUUCCAGGAGAUUCGUCGUCUAACUUAA